Molecule: messenger RNA, 4230 nt
Organism: Medicago truncatula (barrel medic)
Lineage: Eukaryota; Viridiplantae; Streptophyta; Magnoliopsida; Fabales; Fabaceae
Exons: 3
Coding region: 1-4230 (1409 amino acids)
Biological process (GO): DNA integration
Molecular function (GO): nucleic acid binding; RNA-DNA hybrid ribonuclease activity
Source: RefSeq, a predicted model, not a curated record
AUGGCAACGCCAGAAGAAGCACAAACGAUGAAGAGUCAGAUCGCCCUGUUGUUGGAACAGAAUGAGGCACUUCUCGCCUCAGUGGAAACUAUCCAACAAGUGCAGCAACAAGAAAAGACCGACUCUCAUCACGGCGAUUUGGAUGAACCAGAGCCCCAACCGUUUUCGGCCAAAAUAUGGAACGCUCCGGUUCCCGAUAACUUUAAACCGCCCCACUUACCAACUUUCGAUGGAAGGGGCGAUCCCUCUGAGCAUGUGACCGUCUUCAACACUCGGAUGUCUGUCUACGGAGUUGCAGACUCCCUUAAGUGCAAGCUGUUGGCGGGUACCUUUGCUGAUGCAGCUUUGCGCUGGUACAUGAGCCUUCCUUGUUUCUCCAUCAUGGGUUACCAAGACAUGAUAAAGAAAUUCACUCAACAGUUCUCCGGAACCCGCCACCGGAAAGUUCUAUCAACCAGCUUGUUCAACGUCCGACAGGGACCGAGCGAGUCGCUGAGGGAAUACCUCGCCCGCUUCAAUGAUUCCACAAUUAAAGUUUCCAAUCCCAACCAAGAAGUCUUUGUUGGCGCUUUUCAGAAUGGCUUGUGGGCGGGACAAUUUAACGAAUCAAUCGCCCAGAAACCCGCUGACUCGAUGGAAGAGAUAAUAGCUCGUGCUGAGUGUUACGUAAAGGGGGAAGAAAGCAACGCUGAAAAGAAGGCUAGAGAAGCAAAGGAGAGAGGAAAUUCUGGAGGGGAGCGUAGAAACCACUACGUCCCUCCUAACAGGGACAGAGGAACGUUCAAGAAGCCGUAUGAAAGAAACCAGAAUCGCUACGUUCCCGAGCACUUUACUCCUUUGAAUACGCGCCCUGAAAGAAUCCUCAAGGAAGUUUUUGAGUCUAAGAUCAUCCCGCCACCUCCUUUCAGUCGCGCUAGGGUAAUGGGUCAAGACAAGGAUGCCUGGUGCAAGUACCACUUAGUACAAGGCCAUAACACAGAUGAUUGUGUUCAUCUCAAAAGAGAAAUUGAGAAACUCUUGCUCAGUGGGAAAUUGCGUGGGUACGCUAAGGAGAGACGCCACAAUGAAAGACAAGAAGAUAAGCCCAAUCCUGAGCAAAAGCACACUUUGCACACAAUUUCUGGAGGAUUUGCUGGAGGAGGGGAAUCGAGUAAUUCCAUGAAAAAAUAUGCUCGCCAGUUGCUCAACUGGGAAAUUAAAAGGGUUCUUGUGGACACUGGUAGCUCAGCUGAUGUUUUAUAUUUCGACGCUUUCUCCAAAAUGGGUUUGAGCGAGGAACAACUCCAGCCGUUUAACGGAACCCUCUCGGGUUUUACUGGCGAAAGAGUACACGUGCGCGGAUAUGUCACUUUGAAGACCGUUUUUGGCACAGGAGACCAACAAAAAUCGAUCAAGCGCGAGGAGUUCGAAGUUCAGGUUAUCGACCUCGAUCCUCGUGAAGAUUUUCCGCAAGAACGGAUAGAGCCUAUCGAAGCGGUGAAAGACAUCAUUAUUGGGCCUAUGCCGCAUCAAAUUACUAAGAUUGGAACGUCUCUUAGUGAGUCGGAAGAGGAGAUUCUGGUACAGCUCUUGAGAGAGAAUGUUGAUCUGUUCGCUUGGGCGCCUUCUAACAUGCCCGGAAUUGAUAUUGGUGUGGCUUGUCAUCAUUUGGCGGUUAGAACAUCUGUCAAGCCAGUAGUUCAAAGGAAGCGGAAGAUGGGAGAAGAAAAGAGGAAAGCAGUGGACGAAGAGGUUAAGAAGUUGCAGGAAGCACACUUCAUCUGUGAAAUAAAAUAUCCCACCUGGCUCGCCAACACUGUCCUCGUAAAGAAAGCAUCAGGAAAGUGGAGAAUGUGUGUUGAUUAUACGGACCUUAAUAUGGCUUGUCCAAAAGAUUCGUAUCCCCUCCCAAGCAUAGAUCACCUAAUAGAUAACGCGUCCGGCUAUAAAACUCUCAGUUUCAUGGACGCAUAUUCUGGCUACAAUCAAAUCAAAAUGGACCCGUUAGAUGCUCCCAAAACCGCCUUCAUGACUAAUCAGAAGAACUAUCAUUACCGGGUUAUGUCUUUCGGUUUACGAAACGCAGGGGCAACAUUUCAACGAUCUAUGGAUACGAUAUUCAGCAAACAGAUCGGGAGGAACCUCGAAGUAUAUAUUGACGACUUGGUGGUAAAAACUUCUGAAGGGCAAUCUCAUUCAGACGACUUGAAAGAAAUUUUCCAGCAGAUCAGGAAGUUCAACAUGCGCCUCAAUCCGACAAAGUGCACAUUUGGGGUUCAGGCAGGAAAUUUUUUGGGUUUUCUCUUAACAAGAAAGGGUAUCGAAGCUAAUCCGGACAAGUGCCAGGCGAUCAUUAACAUGAGAAACCCAUGCAGUAUCAGAGAAGUACAACAGUUAACAGGCAGGUUGGCGGCGUUAUCAAGAUUCCUAUCUUGCUCCGGAGAUAAAGCAUUCGCCUUUUUUGCUACAAUCAAAAAGAAGGAAGCGUUUGAAUGGACUCGGGAGUGUGAUGAAGCUUUUCACAACAUCAAGCAUUUCCUGACUACACCGCCAAUUUUGCAUCGCCCAACAAAGGGGGCGGUUUUGUUCUUAUAUCUUUCGGUCUCUGAAAACGCUUUAAGUUCGGUACUUGUGGAAGAGUCUGACGAACGAGAAAAGCCGAUAUAUUUUGUGAGCAGGGUCCUCAAAGGAGCAGAAUUACGUUACCAGAAAAUUGAAAAGUUAGCUUUGGCUGUUAUAAUAACCGCCAGGAAGUUACGCCCGUACUUUCAAAGUCAUAAAAUCGUCAUCAGAACGAACUACCCAGUGAAACAGAUUCUUGGUAAGCUGGAUUUGGCAGGAAGAAUGUUAUCUUGGUCCGUCGAGUUGUCAGAAUACGAUAUUCAGUUUGCCCCUCGAAAUAACAUUAAGUCUCAAGUGCUAGCAGAUUUCGUGGUAGAAUUUACUUCGCCAGCUCAAGAAGCCGCCCCUCAUGUCUGGAUACUAUCAGUGGAUGGCUUGUCCAACAUAAAAGGAAGCGGGGCUGGCAUUAUCUUGGAAGGUCCGGGCGACUUACUCAUAGAGCAGUCUUUAAAAUUUGAUUUCAAGGCUAGUAACAAUCAGGCAGAGUACGAAGCUCUGAUAGCUGGAAUGUUAUUAGCCCGAGAGAUGGGAGCGAAGAAUCUCAGAGCUCGAAGCGAUUCUCAACUGAUGACCAAUCAAAUUUCUGGGGAAUACCAAACCAGAGAUCAGCAGCUCUCCAAGUACUUGGCUAGGAUACAAAAGUUAGCUACUGAUUUUCAUUUCUUUGAAGCCAUACACAUCCCACGAGAGUCAAACUCACGAGCUGAUUUGUUGGCAAAGCUGGCUAGCACAAAAAAACCUGGAAAUAAUCGAACGGUAAUUCAAGAGGUAAUCUCUGCUCCUAGUACCGAAGAAAAAACAGUUUUUAGUUUAAAUCAAGAACCUGAAGGAUGGAUGACUCCACUGUUGAAGUUUUUGACGGGGUCUUUCGUCGCCAAAAACGAAGAAGAAGCUCAAAUAGUUAGAAGGAGGGUGACCAAGUUCGUUAUUAUCGCCGGAAAACUCUAUAGGCGAGGAAGAGCUUCACCAUUGCUUAGAUGUUUGGGCGAGGAUGAGACGGAGUUGGUCCUCUUAGAAGUACAUGAGGGGGUAUGUGGGAGUCAUAUUAGCGGGCGAUAUCUGGCUGCAAAACUAUUACGGGCUGGGUAUUACUGGCCUAAGAUGGCUCACGAUUGCUGUGAAUUUGUGAAGAAGUGUGACAAAUGCCAACGCUUUUCCCAUAAAAAGAACGCUCCUGCAAACGAGCUCACAUCCGUGUUUUCUCCGUGGCCUUUUCACAAGUGGGGAGUUGACAUCGUGGGACCUUUUCCACAGGCACCAGGGCAGUUAAAAUUCCUCAUCGUGGGCGUGGAUUAUUUUACAAAAUGGGUCGAAGCAGAAGCGGUAUCAAAAAUCACAGGGGAGCGAGUAGUGAAGUUUUACUGGAAAAAGAUUAUCUGCCGUUUUGGUCUCCCAAAAUAUAUUGUGACAGAUAAUGGGACACAGUUUGCUAGUUCUAAAGUCGUCAAUUUUUGUAAGCAGCUGGGAAUAGAAACGAAAUUCGCCUCGGUCAUUCACCCUCAAGCCAAUGGUCAAGCAGAAUCCGCCAAUAAAAUGAUAAUUAACGGCGUCAAAAAGAAGCUGGAGGAAGCUAAGGGACUCUGGGCAGAACAAUUGCACGAGGUAAUUACUAUAAAAUUCGACAUUUGA